UCUUUCAUUCUUGUUGGUCCACGCUUUCUCUUACGGUUGGUUCCAACUUCAGGCUCUUCAUUAGUAGAAAGUUCGACUUCACCUUCAGGCUCGUUUGUGUUGUGCUGCUCUUCUGUUUGUUGUUGUUCAUCGUUUCUCUGUUCAGGGUUUUGUUGUUCUGGAUCAAGUUCAGGUCCUUCCUGCUCUUGAACAACUUCAUGUUGGUCUGCCCCUUCACCAUGUAAAGUACAGACAAACUCAACUUCUGUAUCUUCUUGUACUACUUUCUUUAUUGACUUCUUGCCUCCCCUCUUUCUUCCACGUUUCAUCUCAAUUUACAUGCAUCAAAUUAUGAGUAGGAAAAAGUUUAACUCUAUACAAAACAAGAACCAAGAACAUAACAAGCACAAAACAAACACAUAACAAGCACAUAAAAAGCACAUAAAAUAAGGAUACGCUUCAGACAUAUAUGCCUUCACAAUCUGUUCUGACAUUAUCGGCUUCAUAAUUGUCAACUUCCAUGUCAAUAUUUGUAGGCAAUGGCCCAAAUUCAGCAUUUCCCUCUUGAAUAUCUUCUUUACUAUAUCUUCUUGAAGGACCUCUCAUGACAAUAUACCAAUUAGAAGACUCAUUUUCCCUUGAGUAAGAGACUUGCUUCGCUUGAGAAGCCAUUAUAUAUGGGUAACUUGUGAAAGAGGCUUGACUAUGAUUCAUGUUAACAAGUGUAAAACCAUCUUCAAUCUUCACUCCAUUACCCUUUACAGCCCAAUGACACCGGAACAGAGGAACAUAGAAGACAUUAUAGUCUAUCAGAAUGAUGUCAGUUUCUCUGCCGUAGUAGGAAACCCAAUCAACCACCUGUGCUGUAUCUUUCGCACUAGAACUACAAACUGCUGUAGCCUCAUAUCAACUGAUGGGGUGUGAAACAUCUGACCGUUAACUAUAUAGCCCGUAUAUCUUUCCUGAAGAAUGUGGACCAUAAGGACCAUAAGCUAGCCACUUGAGUGUUUCGUCAUGUUCUUUAGAAUCAAUAGGCACCUACAAAAGUUAAGACUAGUAAAACACCUAUAUCAUAUUACCAAAACAAGAUAACAAAUCAUGUACCUGUUGUUUUAGCCAUGAAGCAAAAUUCUUAGUAUGCAUACUCCAUAAGACUGAUGCAUCUCCUACAUCUGUCAUCUGAGUCUUGUAAAUACUGGAGAUGCUCACUGGACAGAGAAUGUACAUAUUAGAAAUAAAUAUCAAAAGGAGGACAGAAAAUAUAAAUAUAAAGAAUAGGAUUCUUACUCUACAAAAGGUUCGACGAGAGCAAAAUUUUGGAUGAUAGCAAGAUGUGCUAUUUUCUUCUCCAUUUCAGUGAGUGUAACUGAUGUGCCAGGUGAUAUUGGACGACCCUCUAUAAUAGAGUUGUUCUCAUAGUCCAUGUUUCUCUCUACUUUGCCUUGUACAUUUGUUGACUUCUUGAGAAAUUCACUGAAAAAAAUUCAUACAUUCCUCGGCAAGAUAAGACUCAGCAAUGCACCCUUCUGGUCUAGCAGGAUUUCUAACAAAGUCUUUGAGGACUUUCAUGUACCUGAAAAUGUGACUAUGUCGAUUAGCAAAAUAAAAUGGGUAUCAAAGAAACUUGGAGGAAAAUAUCUACAGCAGUCAUGAAGACAUUACCUCUCAAAUGGGUACAUCCAUCUAAAAUGGACAGGUCCACCAAGUCGGGCCUCCCUUCCUAGAUGCACAGUCAAAUGGACCCUGAUAUCAAAGAAACUUGGAGCUGGGAAAUAUCUUUCAAACAAGCAAAGCGUCUCUACAAUCUCCGCUUCCAUAACCAGAAACUGCUCUCUAUCAAUAACUCUCUGGCACAACAGAUUGAAGAACGCGCAUAACCUUGAAAUUGCUAGUCUUGGUCCUUUAGGUAACAACCCUUUAAGUGCAAUUGGAAGAAGUUGCUGCAUUAACACAUGAUAGUCAUGUGAUUUCAGCCUUGUGACUUUAUAGUCAUCUAACAAAACACCUCUAGAUAUGUUGGAACAAUAUCCAUCUGGCCCUUUGAAGUCAAAAAGUCUCCUGCAAAAUAUCUUCUUCUCUGUCUUAGACAAAAACCACGGUGCUGGAAGAAGAUAUGUUCGUUUUCCAUAGAUGCGAGGGUGAAAGUCCUGCCUUAUACCAAGAUCCUCAAUAUCUUUACGAGCCGGAAGACCAUCCUUGGAUUUCCCACAGCCACAUUUCUCUCUACAUGCAUAACAUCUAUAUAAUCAUAACAUAAACAAUACAUAAAAUCAAAUUUAGACAUAACAUAUUCAAAAUGGAAAACUAUAUUAGGUAGCAUGAAAGAGAUAUCUUACCGCCCAAUAAGGUAGCUUGAAAAAGAUAGAUAUUUUCUUCCAUCGAGAUAACUCAUCCUCAUCUAUUUCCACUUCUUCCUCUUCCUCCUCAUCUUCAUCUUCCGCUUGCUCUUCAUCUAAAUCGGUACAGACCAUCUUUUUUCUCUUACUCCUAGAAUGUUUAACAUUGCCAAAGUCAUUCUUGAAAUUUCUGAGGUUUUGAGAAAUUUCAAGGCCGGUUAAAAUUCUUCCCCUUCUCAUUUGCUCAGCUUUUGCAUCGAACCACUUCUUCUUUCCCCGAAAACUAUGAGCUGGUGGCAGACCUUUUUCUGUGGCACAUAUACACAUGUUUUCUGUUGUACUUAAGCCACAUACUGUCUGUGUUCUUCCCACAUAAAGGACACCCCAUUUUUCUCUUCACUUUGCAGCCUGCAAGAUUCCCAUAAGCUGGGAAAUCACUGAUCAUCCAAAGCAGCAUUGCCUUCAGUGUGAAAGUUGAUCGAGUAAAAGCGUCGUACACUAACUCUCCACUGCUCCAUAGAUGGUUUAGAUCUUCAAUGAGAGGCUCUAAGUAGACAUCUAUAAUGUUACCGGGCUGUUGUGGACCAGGAAUCAACAACGAAAGCAUUAUGUUCUCCUUCAUACAUAAAUCAGGUGGUAAGUUGUAGUUGACUAACAAUACCGGCCAGCAACUGUACAUAGAAUUCUUCGUAUUGAAUGGAUUAAAUUUGUCUAUUGAAAGUCCAAGCCUCAUGUUCCUUUCUUCAGCGGCAAAGAUAGGGUAUUUCGCAUUCAUCUGAUCCCAUGUGACUGAAUCAACAAGGUGUCAAAAUUUCCAAUCAGUGGUUUUGUUGCUGAAGUGCCACCUUAAAUCCUUAGCCAUUUCCUCAGACCGGAACAUUCUCUUCAACCUUGGGAUUAUUGGAAAGUAGCGUAAUACUUUCUGUGGGAUUCCUUUCUUGUUCUCACCAGUAUGGACAUUAGUCUUCCAUCUCGAUGCCAUGCAUUUUGGACAGUACUCAAUUUCUUCAACUUCUUUUUGUAUAAGCAGCAGUCAUUCACACAAGCAUGGAUCUUCUCGUAACCCAUAUCAAAUGAUUUCAAAAAUUUCUUAACCUUGUACAGUGAAGUGUGCAGCACAUUCUCCUCAGGUAAAAUUUCCGGCAACGUCUCUAGCAGUUCAUUGAAGCUCUUGUAAGACUAUCCAUUCUGAGUCUUCAAUCUAAAUAAUGACACUAUUGCAGAUAACUUGCUGUGGUUUGCACAUGUAGGAUACAAAGGUGUUUCAGCUUCAGCUAGCUUCGCCAAAAAAUCAUCUUCUUUCUUGUCCUCUCCCUCUUCUAUCUCAAAGACAUCCCCCGUACGAGCUAAAGCUUCAUCAGAACACUCAGCCGCUCUGUAUAACCCAAUGAUCUCAUCAUUCCAUUGACUUGCCAUGCUUUCAUCUGCAACCACUGAGCUCAACUCUCCAUGCAGAUACCAAUCAGUGCGCUUCUUAUAAGCCUCCUCCAUUCCCCUAGUAACAAAAUGAGCAACUACCACACUUCCGCAAUGACGAUCUAUGUUACGACAGUCAAUGCAAGGACAGACAAUCAUAUCAUUUCCCCCCGAAGCUGCAGCCACUUCGCGUACAAACUUAGUAGCUCCUCUCUCAUAAGCAGGAUCGACUCUUCGGUGACAUGAAACGAAAACAAAAAUUCACAAGUUCGGUGACUAAACACAUACUAAAACAUAACAUGUAUGAUAAAAUUCAUUACCUGCUCAGAUGAACCUAGUCUUUGUCCACCAUUCUAUGUUCUAAAACCUAAAUUGAAACUUUUAGUAACAUAGAGAACCAUUCAAAGUAACAAAUAAUAUAAUCAAUCAAACCUAAAUUGAAACCAUUAUUGCAUUACUGUAAAUCGAAAUCGAUAAAAUCAUGAAUCACAUUUAAUGUUGUUAAUAAUAGAAUAAAGGGAAUCUAAGCAAAGAACGUGGAGCAGGAACGCAAAUCAAACAGGAAAGAAAACAAAGAGGAAAUCAAAGCAACACAACAAAACAUCUCUACGAUUUGAGAUAACAAUCGAGAGAGAUGUCGCAAUUUCGACCUUCGAUACUUUCGCAAUCGACAACAAUGGAUGUGUCAAGCUUAAUUAUGGUUCUGGAUUAGCGGACUAGGGUUUUAGAGAUGGAGAUUGUGGUCGAUUUUUUUAGGGUUACUAGGGAAAGAUGGGAAAAUGAGAAGAAGAAAGGUCUUUCGUGAGUGGAGAGGGAAAAUAAUCAGAUUAGUCUUUUUUUUAACUAAGUGUGCCGCGGUAAAGCUAAUUUUCACUACAAGAAAUAUGUACAUUCUUAGCUCACGAAAAAUGCUAUAGUAGGCAGCCAUCAUAGGUACCCCCUCUACAAUAGUAUUUUUAUAAUGCUGUGAAAUGUGCAGAUACGAUAGCAAUAUUUGAAUGUUGUUAUUAAUUUUAAUUAUAGCACUAUUUUUUUUGUUACAAAUUGAUUGUGAUUCGUAUAUUCCUGCUAUAAUAGGUCUUUUGUACAAUUAACCACAAAUAAUUAUAAUUAAAAAUAAAUAAUUAAAAAUUAAACUGAAAAUUACUUUAUAAUUAAAAAUAAAAUAAAUUUUAUUUAUAAAUUUAAAUUGGUUUACAAAUAAAUUCUAGUUUACUAAACUAAACCAGAUAUUAAAAAAUAAAUUUAAACCACUAAAAUUUCCUAACUCUACACCAAACCAAAUCUAAACCAUAUUAAAACAAAACCUAAAAAAUUUUUUAACCCUAAUCAAACUGCCGCUUCUUCUUCUUACGCCUCCACAUACCGCCGCGUCUUCUUCCUCGGCUCAGACCUGCUCGCCGUCGUCACUGUCCUCUCCACAACAGAGCUCGGACCUGCUCGCUGUUGUCGUCUCCAAAAGAUCUUCCUCUCCUCCAUCUUCUUCCGCCAUCUCGCCGUCGUCGCGUCUUCUUCCCCUCCUUCCUUUGUAGAGGUGGAGAAUCCAUGUCCAUCUCUGCCUCCUCCGCCGUCAAGCUCAAACCGUAAAUCUUUCCAUACCAGAGCUUUUCUAAUUCGGUUUGCGAAUGACUCAGGGGCUGGUCACACCAGAGCUCCUCGUUGGCGUCGUCGUUGUUGAGAGAUGAUUGAGAGGGAAGCAAUGGAGAAGAAGGAUGUUAGAGUUGUUAAAGAUUUUUUUUUUGUCUGGUUAAUUAUGCUAUUACAAAUUAUAAGAACCAUUACAUAGACGAUAUUACAGCCGGCAAUUAUACCUGCCUUAUGAGGAUUCACGCCUGACUGCAUCACCCUGAGUAGCCCUAUGAGAUCCAUUCCUGACGGUACUCCUUGCGCCAUGCUGAAGAUUUUGUUUAAGCAUUUUCUAUAAUUUUAAUUCCCUUUCUCCGGAAAUUGAAACUCAGACCUCUUCCUGUAGAAAUUGUGUUGUCUGAGGUUUGAACUCUAAACCUGGGUGUAGCAGCCUUUAAACCUUGACCACUAGGCCACGGUGCUUCCACAAGUUGUUAAAGAUUUGAUACAUGAAAAAUUGAUUGUCGAAGAGACAAAGUUCUGGAGAGAAGAAGAUUGGAAGAAAAGAAGAAAAAGGAAUCUACAGAGGAAAUCUUGGGGAGAGAGAGAGAUACACACAAAAAUUGAAUCUGAACAGUUGAUUAUAAUUAAUUAAUGGUUAAAAAUGGCGAUCCUCACAUCACUAUCUUAACCAAUAGAAAAUUAGGAGAAUUUUUUUUCUUUUAUGUCUUCGACAAGAGUGUAUUAUUUAUUAUGUUUAGUUUAUUAAAGCUUUAAUAGUAUAUAGAAGGUAUGGUGAGUUUGUUUUAUGUAGGGUAUAUGAUCAAGACAAUGUUUGAGAAGUAUGGUUUUUUAUGUUUCAAAAUAGAGUUUAAUUAUAGAAUGAAGAUUUAAGGUCUGUGUUUUGAAAGUUAUAGAAUAAGAUUUAAAAGAUGAAAUUUUGAUUUUAGUUUUAAGAUUUGAGGUUAUAGUAUAAGAAGAUUAGAAAUUUAAAGUUUAUGUUUGAAUUUUAGAACUUAAAAAAAAAAUGUUUAGGAGUUUGUAGUGUUUGUAAUUUAUAUGUUAAGAUUUGGUGUUUAAGUUGAAAGUGUAGAUUUCAAUUUUUGGUACAGUACAUAGGGUUUAGAGUAUAUUUGUGGUUUGUGGAAUAAGUUUGGACUUUAGAUAUAGGGUUUGGAAUUUAAAAUUUUAAUUUAGGGGUUAUAAAUGUUAAAAUGAAUUAUUAAAUAUACAUGUAAAGAUUAAUUAUAAAAUUAAAGAAUUUUGGAAAUUACAAAUUGUGUUUAAAUAUCUAAAAAAGAGCUUACGAUUUGGUAUGUAAUUUAAGUUUAGAGUUAUAGUGUUUGAAAUAUAAUGUUAGAAAAUAGCUUUUCUUAGCGUUAGAAAAAUGCAAUUAUAUGUCUUUGAAAGUAUUAUGGAAGCCGCUUAAAUAACUUUUUUGGCGCUUAAGUAUAAUUUUCUGCUAAGUAUUGGUGGAAUGAGUGAUUUAUAUUCCCGCUCACUUAAUCUUGAAAAUAGCAUUAAUUAAGUGUUAUUUUAGGUUUCACUCUAUCAUAGCGUUUAUCGAAUGCUAUAAUAUAUUAUGGAAAUUUCAAACGCACCUACGAUAGCAGUUCAGUAAAAUUUGCUAUAACAAUGUGCUAUCAAUGUGAAUUUUUUUGUAGUGUUUAGGCUCCUGCUUAGUGAAACACUGCCAUGGCGUUUAAUUUACCCUAUUAUAUAAUAAGCAAAUUUUAGACUCAUCUAUGAUAGCAGUUCAGUAAAAUGUGAUAUAGUCAUGUGCUAUCAAUGAAGACUUUUUUUGUAGUGCGGCUUCGAUUGUGGUAUGGAAUGUUACAUCAAGACCAAAAAGGAAAGAUUUGUUUACUUGGAGAAUCACUCGACAAGAAACAAGACUGUUCUAAGCGAAGAACAAAGAGAUAAACUCAUGAACUUUAAAAGAAAAUCGAUUGAUCGAUUAUGAGAAAGAGUUUACAUAUUUAUACUACUUGUGGUCAAGGCAUGACAUAAUUAAAAACACUUAGAAAAUAACAAAGUUGAUUGAGAAUGUUGAAAAUCAGUCAAAUAAACUCUUCAGCUCAGAUCUGGUCAAGGUGACCCUUCGGCUGAUGUCUAGAUUAAUCCGGCCAAGAUGGUUCCGUCGCGGUAAGGGGCUGGACGAACAUGGGACAGUCUGGACAGUCUGCCGGGUGAUCGAGCAGUGCACUGAUGCGGCCUAAGUCUUCAGAUAGCUUGAUGAUUUGUGCGUUAGAGAAAUCUGAGUGAUAGAAAUCCAUCAGUGCGUCGGACAUGAGAGACAGUCCAUCAGUUCGGUCUUCAGGACACUUGGUACACACCAAACGGCCCAAGAGAGAGAAGUCGUGACCAUUUUGGGAAACCUCAUGAACCAAGUCAAGUCUGGCUCGGCUGUUGGCUUUAACUUGUCGGGAUGGUUGGGAAGGACAAGCUCUGGUACGGUUAGUUCAGACAUCUGGUCGUGGAUCUGGCCGAAGCUCCAUUCUGAAUGUAAGCGGGUCGAGACGGUACAUGGCUCGGACGUCCUGAUCGGCACUGUGGAUAGACGAACCUCAGCUAAGUCGUUCUGAAUGGUCAGACCAUUAGUCUUGUCCGGUUCCAUGUACUGAUCCAUGGACUGAGGCACAUCAGGAAGUCUACUUGUUUUCUUCUUUCACAGCAGUUGCAUGAGUAAACGAUUAUGGGUCGUCGUUUUUCGAAGCGUUUUCGGUCGAGUGAUUGGUUGUCUUCGUUUGCUUGGGUUUUACUAUUGAAGUAGUCAUGACUUGUCAAAGCUUUUGUUCAGCCAAGAAGCAGAGUCGCGACUGUUUUUGGCAUCCCAACAUUGUUGCGGUUCUGUUAGGAGUUGGGAACUUAAUACAAAGGUGAUAAGUCGAUGGGAUUGCCUUAAUGGAAUUUAUCUAUGGUUUUCCUAUGAUCACGUUAUAGAUGGUCGGAUGAUCUACUACUGCAAAGUCAACGAUAUUUGUGACUCUUUCGGCUAUGACUGGAAUCUUAAUCGACCCGAGAGUCAACGACGUUGUGCCUGAAAAAUUAAUUAGCGGUUUCAGCAUUGGUAUGACUUCGCCUAAGUUGACGUUCGUGCUUUGGAGGGUUCCGUGGAAGAUGACAUCGACACUGCUUCACGUGUCUACGAGGAUCCUGAAAACUUCGAGUCUUUGAUCAUGAGCUCAAUGACGAGUUGAUCACACUGAGGUUUGUCGAUUCCGAUGGUUUCGUUUUCCUUAACUGUGAUCGUGUCAUUCGGGACGUCGAUCGGCGGCGACCAAUUUGUGCUUGCGUCGGCCUUUAUCGGUGAUACAGUGUCAUGCCAAUAUUGCGAUCCUCCGAUGAUCAUUUUCACUCUUCGACAAUUGUUGUCAUUUCCUUUGUCAUCAGGUCUACUUCUGGAUUUCCAGUUCUUGCCCGACCGGUUCCCUUGAGAUUUUUCGGGUGGCAGGUCCACGUGUUUCCAGACAUUCUUCCAUGUUCCAUUGCAGAGUUGAUGGCAUAGUUAUGCACUCCUAGGACGUUCUCCCCCUCAUGAUGGACAUACUUGUCGCUACGAGAAGUUUUCUUUUAUAACUUUUGAUCCGUGUUGGAAAACUGCCCGAGUUAUCGCUGUUAAGUUUUUUAAACUGUUUGGCUAGAGAACUAGUUAGAUUGUCUCGUUCGUCUGACUUCUAUUCAAAAGUAGAGAACAUCUUCUUAAUUUUCUCGAACACCGCGGUGUUGGCGUUAGCGUUAACCUCAGAAAUAUUUGCUGCUGCCGUAGUUUAAACGUUGACGUCGUUGAUAUCGCCGUUACGAUCUGGUCGAUUAUUAUGAUCGUCUGUAGCCAUAUUUGACCAAACGUUUUGUGGCUGCGAGUUGGAUUGAUCUAUACCCUCCCUCAUUUUAAUGCCAACUUGUGGGAACAGUUUUUCUUGGAAAUGAUGUGUGGACGGGAAGUAGUGCCGACGGUGGUGGAUCCGCUGUGCUCGCUUGUAGAGUGUAAGGCGGUGCUGAGGUAGGACGUCGGAUAUCGACUCCGGUCUGACAAAGAUUUGAUGAAGCAUGACGGAACCGGUCCAAGAUUGGCUUUAUCCGGUGGAGGAGGAGAGGUAUGUAGAGGAGGAUGUGGACAAGCAGACGCGAGAGAGAGCCAAACAUAUACUGAAGUCCUGGGAUACUGGAUUUCGUCGAGGAGAAGCAAAGGACAGAUUAUGUUAGCGGUGAAGGAGCUACAAGUUUCGGAUGGGAAGGAUGCUACAGUGAAGAGGAGAAGCGACAAAGACAUGAGGAGACGGGGAGGAGCGAGGUCCUCACGCCCAAGACUGGCUUGAGGCAAUGGCAACGGUGGAGGCAAUGGAGGAUCUGGCGGAUAUAAUAGAUAAGCCAUUUUAAUUGUACAACAAUUAUAUUUAAAACUACUCUAAUGUACAGCCCAAUAUUAGUCUUGGCCUUAAAUUAUUCAGUUAUUAGAGUAUUUGUACUCCCUACACACAACUUCCCCCUUAUUUGCACUCCAUACCCUAUUUCCCUUCAAUUGUUUUCCCCCCAUCACUACCAAUUUCCCCCAAUUCAAUGUAUAAAUUAGAAAUAUUUAUUUUCAUGUUUUGAGGGUGUUUGUCUAUUUUAAUAUUUCAAAAGAUGAAUUUAGUAUAAGAAUAUAUUGUAUUUAUUUAAAAUUGAUGAUAAAGUAAGUUACAUGUAAAUCAUUUUAUACUAAUAAUGCUGACCUAGACAUAAGAAUAAUGUUUCAUAGACUCAUAUUGUAUAUAAUUUCAAAUUGUAAACAAUAUAUUUAAAAUGUUUACUAAAAUUAAAAUUAGACACAUAAAAAUCAAAUAACUUCCAUCUAAACAAAUCAUAAAUAUUAUCAAACGAUACCUGAGUUAUAUACAAUAUUAAUUUGAUCUAGUGAUAUGCUAGACUUUGGAAAGCUAAGCGACCCAUGUGCGAAACAAGUCCACGACAUUAUACAUGUGUACCCAGACGGAUAUAAAAUGAUGCUUUCACCCUUAUUUGUAUAUCUAAAAGAGAAAAUGACUAGACUAAUACAAAAAAGUGAGGUAAUGACUAGACUAAUACAAAUCUUUUGAAAAUAAUUAGAGUGUUUUUAGAACCCUAGUAAAUUACUGUUUAAGCCCUUUAUUAUUUUUUUUAGUUGUGAUUAAUUUUAAAUUUAAAAUCCACAUCAGAAGUAAUGAUACCACGUCACUUAACACGAAGGAAAAUCAAACGACGAUCAUUAACUUCUCCGAGACUGUUCUCACACUAAACCCUAACUGUUUUCGAAAUCGUGUUCACUACAACUCUUCUCGGCAGAGCGGCUUCUCUGAAAUAAUCUCCAUAAUCUUCUUCUCUAGUCUCCGUUUCUCUGAAAUCGUGUGUCCGUAAGCUUCUUCUUCAGAUUGGUUGUCUCCUCAAAUCUCCGUAAUCGUAUUCUCUGGUAUAUUUCGAGGUUUUGCUCUGAGUUUUUCGAGUAUUUGAGUGAGUAUAAUUAAUGCUGUGAGUUAGAUAUAUGUUUUGUCUGAGUUUGAGUUAGUAUUCGUUACGGCAGAUUUAGGAUCCUUAACGUCUGAUUUAUAGAAGGUAAUUGUGACUGAUUUAGUAUUCUUUGAGACUAAUUUAUUUAUGUAAUGAUGGCUGAGUUAUGUUUUGUGGCUUGUUUAUUUUAUGUCUUUCUUCUGAUUUAUCAUUGAUAUGUUAUAUAUGUCUUUUUUGAUCAGAUGGAUGUUUCCGAAGAUCUAGCAAGGGAUUACCCUCCAAGACUUUACCCUGAAGGGGCUUCUAUUUUUGAAAACAAAAGCAUUAAUACGAAUAGCCAUUUUUCUGAGAUCCCUCGACUUAGACAAGCAAUUGGAAUAGAUGUGUGGGAUAAUCUGAAGACGUAUCCUGUUGGAUUGAUUGCUAAAUUGGCUGAGAGCAAAUUGGUGUGGUCUGGUAAGACCGUACAUUAUCUACUUUGUAGACAGCUGCGAGUCUAUAAGAAGGAGAUUUGGUCUCUCGUUGUUGAUCAACCUCUCAGGUUUAGCUUAAUAGAAUUUGGUGAGAUCACGGGUUUAAACACAAAUCCACUGCCAGAAGAAAGUUUUGAACCUGAUCCAGAGAAUUACAAAGCGUUGUGGGAAUUGUUGAAAGUGCCGCUUGGGUGGGGACCCAAGUUUGAUGAGCUUAUAGAAGCUUUAACGGAGUGUCCAUUCUGGAGUGCUGAUCAGCGGAAAUGGUAUGGGCUGUUGUUUCUUCAAGCCAUUGGACUUUAUGGCUUGCAUCAUAAUUGUAGAAUACCCUUUGAAAGUGCAAAAAGAGUAUUCGAUGAUGACGCCCUGAUGACUUAUCCUUGGGGUCGGACUGCCUAUGAAUUUCUUGUUGAUUCUAUCAAGUUGUUGCAUCCACAAGGAGGGUCGUACACCCUUAGCGGCUUCAAGGACGUGUUAUUGGUUUGGGCGUAUGAAUCUGUCACAGUGUUCGGAGAGCUUUAUGGCAGAAAAGUGAAUCCAGACGAAAUUCCUCUUUUGCGAUGGGGUGAAAGUCGUACUCGUGAAAGUCUUGCUACUACAAUAGCUAAGGAGAUGAAUGAUCAUGGAACGGUAAGGUUUAAAUCAGACAUAUGAAUCCUGUAAUGUAAUGUCUGAGUUAUUGGAUUAUUUUAUGGUUGAGUUGUUAAUUUUAAUGACUGAUUUAUGUUUUUGUGUUGUAGGUGUGUGUGAGGAAAAUGGUGAUGAAGGAGGGUCUAGAAGAGCUGUUUCCUCAGUGGAAGGAUGAAGCAGAUGACCCACAACUUGAUAACCUAAUUAAAGAUAUACAUGCAGAUAGGUUUGUUAGAGAUUUUUAUGUGCAAUCGAAUGAGAAGAACAAAAAAACGAAGGCUGGAGUUUCGUCAGAGGCUGAGCCACCCUCAAAGAAGCAGAAGAAAGGUAAGAAACAGAAGGAGGUGAAAAUCAAUGAGGGUGAAACUGCUGUUGUAGAGGAGAAGGAGAGUGCAAAAGAGAAGGGUCGUAGCGAAGCGGUUCUGCUGAACAUAGUUGCUCAUCUCGAGAAGUUGGACCGAAAAUUUGACUCGAGAUUAACAGAAUACGACACCAAGUUUGGAGAUUUUUCCCAAGGCCUUUUGGAUACCAUUGGAGAUACAGUGAAAACUACAGUUGAAGAGCGUUUGAGAGUUUUGGGGGUGUCCAAUAGUAGUCAACCUGAAGGUCAACACGUGAUGGUCUCAGAAGACAACCAACAGCCGGAGUCCAAUAGUGGUCAACCUGAUGGUCAAAACGUGAUGGUCUCAGAAGACAACCGACAGCCGGACUCCAAUAGUGGUCAACCUGCAUCUAAGACCCCUAUUGAUAAACAGUCCGAAGACAGCCAACCGCAAAAGACCCCUGAUAAAGGCCAAUCUUAGAAGAAUCUGGCAGAUGAUAUUGCUAAAGCUGAUGCGAAAGGUAUGGGAGCAAAGCUGAAUUCAAAGGUUGUCAGGGAUAAGGCUGCUGGGGUGAAAAAGAACUUGGAUUCGGCGUUUGGUAAUGCCGAUGCAACAAAUGCUGAUUUGGUCUCUGAUUCUCCUGGUAAGGAACCACCAUUCGGACGCGGUUGCAGGGGCUUAGGGAAAAGAAAUAACUUAGCGGCUGAUUUGGAGAGGAAUGAAGCUGAGUUAAAGAAGAAGCAGAAGCAAGAAGAAGCUGAGUUGAAGAGGAAAAAGAAGCAAGAAGAGGCUGAGUUAAAGAAGAAGCAGAAGAAAGAAGAGGCUGAGUUAAAGAAGAAAAAGAAGCAAGAAGAGGCUGAUUUAAAGAAGAAGAAGAAGCAAGAAGAGGCAGACUCAAAGAAGGAUAUUCCUGCUUCAAAAAGGACUCGCAGUGGUACAAUAAGAAUACCCAUUCCGACUAAGCAAAUUAAGAACACCAAGUAUUCAGACGAACUGUGGCCGGAAUCUGAUGUGGAGGAAGAUGAAAGGAAAAGGUGUGGAAGAAUAAAGGAGUAUCGGCUGAAAGCUGUUCAAUUAUCUCCAGAUGGGUCUCAAAUGAGUGCGGAAUUUGGUCCUUCUGUACCAUUUCCCCACAUCGGAGACAAUGUAACGACGUGCAUGAGAAAAAGGUUUUGAACCUUCACCUGCAAUAUAUGAUCCUCUAGGACCUGUUGAUCCGGUUAAAAGGGAUAAUCUUUUGCAACACCUAAAGCCACACGAGUAAGGACUUUUGCACCAUUUCGUUGAUUUUAGCUAAUAAAAACAUUUUGCAGAGACUGAGUUGUGUUAAAUUAUCAGGGAAAUUCCACAUGGAGAAGCUCACGAGGAUAUUGAGUUCUACAGAAUCCUCAUCACUCCAAGACCUUGGCCCAUCAAAGAAUAUGGAUGGCUGGUUCAAAAUGUAAGUAUGCAGCUGAGUUAUAUUUACUUUACGGCUAAGUUAUAAGUAUGGUACAGCUGAGUUAUAUAUUAUCUGUGUCGCAUAUUGCUUCGUAUAUUAGAGUCCUCAUUCAAAGGUCCAAACAAGAUCCCAGCCCAUUCUGGUCCAAGCGCGUUGCCUUUAUAGACUCUUGGUUCCUUGAAUCAUGGGUUCACGAUUAUAAGCAGUUCGAAGUCAAUCCGGAAACGGUCAAAUUCAAAGGAAGUGGUUACAAGGGGUUAGCAAACGGUUUGAUCCCCACAGACAUUCAGAAAAAGUUGCGGUGGUUUACAGAUGUAGAUCACUUGUACGGAGUGAUUAAUACUGGCGGCAAUCAUUGGGUGGCUUUUCACGCGGAUCUGCAUAAAACGAAGGUUGAUUGCUAUGAUUCAAUCGUUGGAGAGCAAACACUCGAAAGUGAUCUGAGAAUGCUAAAUUUCUUUGGGCCGCUUACUCGUAUGCUCCCUGCGAUUCUGAAUGCCCUUAUUCCUGAUGAUAUCCGAGUCCAUACCAAGAAAGAGUUUGUAUUCAGACGAAGAACAAAACGUAUUGUUCCACAAAACAACCUGAGAGGCGACUGUGGAGUGUAUUCAUUGAAGUUCGUCGAGUGUCUAGCGCUUGGUGUAGCUUUUGAUGGGAUAUCGGAUGAAAAUAUUCAAGGUCUGAGAAUGAAGAUGGCAGCAGAUAUCUUCAAUGAAGGAAGUUGUAGUAGUUUGGUAGGGUCGUUUGGCGAUGAAUGAAGAUGAGUUUUGUAUGACUUAUGGCUAGAUAUUUUGUACUUGACUUAAAGUUAUGAUUUGUUUAUCGUAACUCAGCCACCUUGUUUAAAUUACGCAGCCGUUACGUUAGAUAUAGCUCAGCCAAACCUCAAACCAUACCCUAAAAUAGGAAAAUAUUUAAUAAGUCAGCCGAUUCGUCUUCAUAAAACAGCCGUUUAGGUAGAUAUAGCUCAGCCAAACCUCAAACCAUACCCUAAGAUAGGAAAACAUUUAAUAAGUCAGCCGAUUCGUCUUCAUAAAGCAGCCGUUAAGGUAGAUAAAAGUCAGCCAUACCUCAAACCAUACCCUGAAUUAAAAUAAUUGACAUGUUUAUACUUAAAAAUGUUAUAACAUUCCCUAAUAAGUGAAUAUAUAAUCAACCGAACGUCUCUUAUUUAUUGAAUUAACGAGUUUAGAAUCGAUCAUGAUCUUGAGGUAUAUGUUGUCUUGCAGUUACUUAAAACCUUACAUGUAGAUAUAGAGUGUGAUCAUAAUACAACUCUCCUAAACUAUAUACAACACAUUUUAAGACUAAAUUUAUGUUAUUUGUUAUAUUUAUCACACCGUUAUUCCAAAUCCUAAACAUAAAAUCCCUAAAUAAACAAACCUAAACUCUAAAUACUAAACCCUAAACCCUAAAUCCCAAAUAUUAAAUCAGCCGUAAUAGGCUAUAUAACUCGGCCGCCACGUUUGUUAAAUGUUGUCGUUUGGCGGAAAAUAAGAUAAAUGAAUUUUGAAAAAUUUCAAUUCUCGCCGUUUCACGUUCUAUGUUUCUCUAUAUAUAGUGCCCUCUCUAAUACCCUUUCUUACGCCUUUAUCUCUCUAGAAAAAAAACUAAACAAUAUCUCUCUAUCUCCAUCAAAAGCCAUGCUGAUUGUUCCUGAAAAUUCAGAGAGGUUAGAGAACAGUGUUUUUGCGAUACUAAGCUCUGCAAAUCGUGAAAACCUCCCUGUUCUAUACCCUGGUCCGUGUGACUUGCUUGACACAACCAGCCCUACAUGGUUUAAAUUUUUGACUGAUCUCUCCCUGGUCAUCCCGACGAUUCUUGCAGAAGGAUGGGUUCAUGCAUGGCCGACAUACUGCGACAUUUCCGAUCAUUUUAAAGAACGCUGGUUUCUUCAACUCGCUGUAAGGCCCGACAUUUGUUCAUAUAUAUUAAUAUAUACCAUCGGUCUGUAAUCUUUGUAUUUUUUGUUUGCCGUAGCGGAUAAACACAUGGGAUCGAAGGCAUCAUUUGACAGUUUGGCGUAAUUUUAAUCUUGUGGCCAGAAGUCUAUUUCGUUGUCAGAUGCGCCAUUUGAGGUGGACUUGGUUGGAAGGAGGCGAGAAGCCAACUUGGAUGCUAACCAGCGUUUGGCUUGAUCUCUGCCACAUGUUUGAAGAGUCUGGUCCAGAUAAUUUUGGUUCCUGAAAGUCUUUUCGUGUCUGUAUUUUGAACUUCAUUAUUUCAGCCAUAACUUGUUUCAAUGAUUCAGCCGCAACUAGUUUGAAUGUAAUCUCUGCCACAUGUUUGAAGAGUCUGGUCCAGAUAAUUUUGGUUCCUGAAAGUCUUUUCGUGUCUGUAUUUUGAACUUCAUUAUUUCAGCCAUAACUUGUUUCAAUGAUUCAGCCGCAACUAGUUUGAAUGUAAUCUCGGCCACAUGUUUGAAGAGUCUGGUCCAGAUAAUUUUGGUUCCUGAAAGUCUUUUUGUGUCUGUAUUUUGAACUUCAUUAUUUCAGCCAUAACUUGUUUCAAUGAUUCAGCCGCAACUAGUUUGAAUGUAAUCUCGGCCACACAUUUUAUAUAAUUCAGCCAUAACUUGUUUCAAUAACUCAGCCGUAAUUAUAUUUUGAAACGCAUUAUUUCUGUUUGUGAAUGUUAUCUCGGCCACAUAUCUAAUAUAAAUAACUCAAUCAUCAUUGUAUUUAAAUAACCCAGCAUCGAUUUAAUUUUAAGAGGCGGUAUAUGGGAAGUUCCAUCAUUAUGCGCGUGGGAAAAUUUGGCUGCCAUGAUAAUAUCGAGACUCAUUAUUACGAGUUUUUAUAUAUAUGUUUCAUUUACAAUAUCGAGACACUGAUAUUAUAUUGUAUUUUAUAUAUUUAAUAGUAUUAUAUCUGUGAUGUCGUAUCUCUUCUUACAAAGUAAAACAAUUUUUAGUUUCCAAGGACUUUGAAAUCUAUUUUAACAAUGUCUUCCUCAUCCUUCACCUCAGGAAAUUAUUACAGACGACGUAGGAAUACGGAAAGAGGAACGCCGAAAGAGUGUUGGUGUGGUGCACCAUCUGACAUUUUUACAUCUGGAAGCGAAACAAAUCCAGGAAGAUUGUACUAUUGCUGUGCAAAAGGAUAUCAUAAGGUUAGUUCUGGUUCUUAUUUCCCAUGUUCGGAAACGUAAUACUUAGAUCUGGUUACAUUGGUGAAAACAGAGUCAUUUAUUCAAAUGGGCGGAUGAGUGCUUGGUGGAAGAGGUUGAAGAUAUUAAGGCAGUGAUAAAUGGCAUGAAUAGAGACAUCUCGGAGUUGCGAGUUAACGUUGCUCGGUUGGCGAAUGGAGUAAAGACAGAAUCUGAGAGAAAAGGAGGCGAAUGUUUGAGUGAGAGUCGGUGUUUGAGGAAUGUGGUUGUUUGUGUGGCUGGAAUGGCGAUACUUUGCUACUACUACUUCUCUGUUUAGUCAUGUUUUGUCAUCAUAAGUCAGCUUUCGCGUGUUAUGUAACUCAGCUUUUAUUAACUUUUAAGUUGUUUUAACUCAGUCGUAUGUAAACAAAACUAUGCGUUUAUUAAUAUAUAACUCAGCCGUUAAAUCAAAUUGAUAAAAGCGAGAAUGUUUUGUUACUUCUGGUAAAUGACAUAGAUAGCCUUUGGCUAGUUUUAUUUACUUUUAUGCUCAGAUAGUCUCAUCAACCAGUAACAUUGAUUGACCUAACAAUUAGAAAAAAAACAUUGUCGGAAACGGAGAAGGAACCGCAAGGAUACGAAAUCGCCGUCGACAUUGUGUUUACUUCCUCUUCCUAAAAAUAACGGUGAGAUCUCCGUUAUCGUUAUCGUUAUCGAUCGUUUGUAUCGUCUUCGCCGCAUUCAUAUCUACAAGUACGUCUUUUCGGUAGGAUGUCGCGACGUUAAAUAUUGAUUUGGGGUUUUGUUUCGAGUGAGUUAGGGCUAUGUUUCGAGUGAGUUAGGGUGUAGUUGUGAUUAGGUUAUUGUUGUGUUGUAGCUGAGUUAUUGUUAUGUUGUGGCAGAGUUAUUGUUAUGUUUCCCUGAGUUAUUGUUAUGUUUUCCCUGAGUUAUUGUUAUGUUGUGUCUGAGUUAUUUUAAUGUUGUGGCAGAGUUAUUGUUAUAUUCAUUGAGUUAUUGUUAUAUGUCGUGACUGAGUUAUUGUUUGUUUAUUUGUUCAGAUGGAUGUUUCUGAUGUUAAAUCACGGGGUUACCCUCCAAGACUUUAUCCUGUAGGGUCUUCUAACCUAGAAAAUAAAGACAUUAAUCACAAUUUCCGUUCACGAGAUUUACCUCAUAUUAUAGAAACACUAGGAGAAGAUGUAUGGAAAGCACUGGUGAACUCUCCCAUUGGAGUAGUUGCUAGGCUAGUUGAACGCCGAAGCGUGUGGUCUGGUAGAACAGUACACUAUCUACUAUGUAGACAGCUGCGAGUACAUAGGAAGGAGAUAUGGAGUCUGGUGGUUGAUGAGCCUAUCAGGUUUAGCUUGGUAGAAUUUGGUGAGAUAACUGGGUUAAACACUGGUCCAUUGCCAACAGAAAGUUUUGAACCUGAUCCUGAUAAAUACAAACCGUUUUGGGCGAAGCUGAAGGUGUCGCUUGGGAGGGGACCCACGUUGGAUGAACUGAAGAACUCAAUAGAGGUCUGCCCGAGUUGGACAUUUGAAGAGCGUAAAUGGCUAGGGCUAUUAGUUCUUCAACACAUGGUACUUUAUUGUUUGCAUCAAAAUUCUCGGGUGCCAUUUGAAAGUGCCAAAAGAGUGUUUGACGAUGAAGCCAUGAAGUCGUAUCCAUGGGGUCGGACUGCAUACGAAGUUCUCAUUGACUCUAUUAAAACGUUGGCUCCAGACAGGGGGUCAUACACAUUAAGCGGCCUAAAGGAUGCGUUAUUGAUUUGGGCGUAUGAAUCCAUCGUCUGCUUUGGCGAGUGUUUUGGGAGAGUGGUGAAUAAUGAAGACGUUCCACUUUUACGAUGGGGUGGAAAGCGUACUCGUGCAAAUUUCGAAAACUUGUUGUCUGCCGAGAUAAAACAACAUAGCCAGGUAAGGUGUAACGCUGCGUUUUGAUUUCUUAAAUGGCUGAUUUAUUAGACUUAAUGGCUGAGUGUUGUGUUUAUUUGGUGGCUGAGUUAUAUUAUGUCCUGGUGUUACAGGUGCGUGUUAGGAGAAUGGUUUCGAAGGAGUCAAUCGAAGAGUUUUUGCCUGAAUGGUCGUGUCAACCUGACGACCCACAACUCGUUAACUUGAUAACAGACAUACAUGCAGGUAGAUUUGUAAAAGGUUUUUGGGAAGUGCAUGGAAAUGCGGAGGGGAAGGGUAACGAGAAGAAGAAGAAAGCUGAGCCACCCAAUAAGAAGCAGAAUAAAGUUAAGACCAAUGAGGGUGAAGCUGCUGCAACGGGAAAGGGUUCAAGCGAAGAGGAAGGUAAUAAAGAUUCGGGGAACAACGCGAGUCUGAUGGCCAUUGCGAGUACUCUGGAUAAACUUUCCAGAAAAUUUGAUCUGAUGGACGCGCGAUUUAAAAAACCAUUGAUUGACCAGAAGUCGAUAGAUGACAUGGUGAAAGUUGCAGUGGAGGAGCGUCUGAAAGUUAUGGGGAUAGGAAAAAAUCCCAAAAACAAAGAAAACCUUUCAAACGUCGCCGCCGACCAACAACCUGAACCAUUGUCAUCACUGCAGCCUAAUACCCAGCAGAAGUCUGUCUGUAGUCCACUUUUAGCUGAAACCCCUGGAAAGGAUAUGGGACCUAGGAACAAUUUGUCCAACGAGCUUGAUAAGCAGAGAGGGAUGAAAAAAACUUUGGCUAAGGAGUUUGGAACACAUGCUGAAGAUGAGGGUGCUAAUGUUCUUGAUUUCCUAUAUGUUUCUCCUGCAAAGGCAACUAAGGCUGAAGACUUACGUCGCCGCUCCACGCGCAACCGUACUAUAAAGGAUGAGGAUGCAGAAGAUAAGAAAAAAGCUGUGCAAGCAGAGGCUGUGUUGAAGAAGAAGGAGAAAGCUGCCGCUAAGAGAAAAGCGGCUGCCUCAAUGAAGCAAAAACAGCCUGAGUUAAAGAAACCAAAACAGGCUGAGUUAAUGAAUGAAGAACAGGCUGAGUUAAAGAAUCAAGAACAGGCUGAGUUAAUGAAUGAAGAACUGGCUGAGUUAAAGAAUCAAAAAGCCGAUAAUGAGAAGAGAAAUAAUAUAACUACACCGCGUGCCAAUGUAAAAAUGCAAGGUUGA
Brassica rapa (field mustard) is the source of this 19817-nucleotide messenger RNA. RefSeq lists its product as uncharacterized. The record is from RefSeq and is a predicted model, not a curated record. NCBI's taxonomy places the organism in Eukaryota, Viridiplantae, Streptophyta, Magnoliopsida, Brassicales, Brassicaceae.